AUCCAUGUGGUUCGUUGUUUCCUCCAACCACCACCUACGUUAAUCACUCUUCAUCCAUCUUUGUCAAACUAAAAAAUCCAAACCUUGUUUUUGGUUUUUUUUCUUCUUAAUUUUUAGUUACUCUAAUAAAUAAACACCGCUAUCUAACUUUCAUUGUUACUGUUUGAUUAUAUUUUAUAUAUUUCCACUUUUUCUUCCACCAACGUUUCAAACAUCAAAACAAUGGCGUCUGACCCUGAACAACCCCCACUUUCCUCUUUCUCACAGGAACGGAAGUUAUCCGCGGAGGUUACAACUGAAAGGGAGCCUCUGCUUAAUGGGUUUCAUGCCUCUGAAAACUAUUCCAUCUCUGCAGCAAUUCUCCCAUUUCUCUUCCCAGCUUUUGGUGGUCUACUAUUUGGCUACGACAUUGGUGCCACAUCUAGUGCAACAGUCUCCAUCCAGUCACCAUCACAAAGUGGAAUAUCUUGGUAUAACUUAGACUCGGUUCAAAUUGGACUUCUUACUAGUGGAUCAUUAUAUGGUGCCUUAAUAGGCUCUGUGUUGGCCUUCAAUAUUGCCGACUUCCUAGGGAGAAGAAGAGAGCUAUUUGUAGCUGCACUGAUGUAUCUUGUUGGAGCCCUCAUAACAGCAUUAGCUCCUAAUUUUCUUGUAUUGGUGGUUGGGAGAUUGGUAUUUGGAAUAGGAAUUGGAUUGGCCAUGCAUGCUGCUCCAAUGUACAUUGCAGAGACAGCUCCAACGCCAAUACGUGGACAACUAGUCUCUCUGAAAGAAUUCUUUAUAGUGAUUGGGAUCGUGGCAGGGUAUGGACUAGGUAGCUUGUGGGUAGACACUGUUGGUGGAUGGCGGUAUAUGUAUGGAAUUAGUAGCCCCGUUGCAGUAAUUAUGGGAUUUGGAAUGUGGUGGCUCCCAGCUUCUCCUAGAUGGCUACUUUUGCGCGCUAUACAGCAAAAAGGGGAUGUUCAGAAUUUGAAAGACACGGCAAUUCGUAGUUUGUGCCAGCUUCAAGGUCGGACAUUUCAUGAUUCUGCGCCUCAGCAAGUAGACGAGAUAAUGGCCGAGCUUUCUCAUAUAGGUGUAGAAAAUGAGGUUACCUUUAUAGAAAUAUUCCGUGGAAAAUGCAAGAAGGCCCUUGUGAUUAGUGCAGGAUUGGUCUUGUUUCAACAGAUCACAGGGCAACCAAGUGUUCUCUACUACGCCGCAUCAAUCCUUCAGAGUGCAGGGUUCUCCUUAGCAUCUGAUGCUACCCGGGUCUCUAUUCUCCUUGGUGUAUUUAAGUUGAUUAUGACCGGAGUGGCUGUUGUCGUUGUUGAUAAACUUGGAAGGAGACCUUUACUUCUCGGAGGAGUUUCCGGAAUAGUUAUCUCCUUAUUCUUACUCGGCUCAUAUUACAUAUUCUUGGAUAAUGCGGCAGUUCUUGCUGUAGUUGGUCUGCUGCUCUAUGUUGGUUGUUAUCAGAUUUCCUUUGGUCCAAUGGGUUGGCUUAUGAUAUCAGAGAUUUUUCCCUUGCGCACAAGAGGCCGGGGACUCAGUAUAGCAGUUCUUGUCAAUUUUGCGGCAAACGCCCUAGUUACAUUCGCCUUUUCCCCACUGAAGGAUUUACUGGGAGCAGGAAUUUUGUUUUACAUAUUUUGCGGAAUAGCGGUGGCGUCACUUGUAUUCAUCUACUUCAUUGUACCAGAAACCAAGGGGCUUACACUAGAGGAAAUUGAGUCAAAAUGUCUGUAAUCACUUACCUUGUUUGUUACAUCUAAAUUUUUGCAUAUACUUGUCUUAUGCAACUUGUAUUUAUCCUGAGUUGUGAACUGAGGUAUGAACACUGGUCAAACAGUGUUCUCACCAGGAAUCAAACUUGGUAUUCUCCGAGUGUCGUCCUUUGCAUGAGCUCCUUUACCACUGGAGCCCAGCCCAAGUGCUUGGUUGAAUCCAAUGUAUUUGUCAUGCAUAGAUUAUAUGCAAUAAGGUUCACUACAUUCUUGUUAUCAAUUAAAAUUUCCAUUGAAUGUAUGUCACAUCUACCAAAGUCACUGCAACUACCAACAACAAA
This is a messenger RNA of Vicia villosa (hairy vetch), 2047 nucleotides long. RefSeq names its product D-xylose-proton symporter-like 2. Bases 223 to 1728 code for a protein of 501 amino acids. The record is from RefSeq and is a predicted model, not a curated record. Gene Ontology annotation, biological process: transmembrane transport. Gene Ontology annotation, cellular component: membrane. Lineage: Eukaryota; Viridiplantae; Streptophyta; Magnoliopsida; Fabales; Fabaceae. The transcript has 14 exons. Gene Ontology annotation, molecular function: fructose transmembrane transporter activity.